This is a messenger RNA of Arabidopsis arenosa, 1209 nucleotides long. NCBI's taxonomy places the organism in Eukaryota, Viridiplantae, Streptophyta, Magnoliopsida, Brassicales, Brassicaceae. The record is from the annotation of a GenBank genome assembly.
AACCUCUCUCGAUCUCAAUUUCCAAAAAUGGCUGACAAGAAGAUCAGAAUCGGAAUCAACGGUUUCGGAAGAAUCGGUCGUUUGGUUGCUAGAGUUGUUCUUCAGAGAGAUGAUGUUGAGCUCGUCGCUGUCAACGAUCCUUUCAUCACCACCGAGUACAUGACAUACAUGUUUAAGUAUGACAGUGUUCACGGCCAGUGGAAGCACCAUGAACUUAAGGUCAAGGAUGAUAAAACUCUUCUCUUCGGUGAGAAGCCAGUCACUGUUUUCGGCAUCAGGAACCCUGAGGAGAUCCCAUGGGGUGAGGCUGGAGCUGACUUUGUUGUUGAGUCGACUGGUGUCUUCACUGACAAGGACAAGGCAGCUGCUCACUUGAAGGGUGGUGCUAAAAAGGUUGUCAUCUCUGCACCAAGCAAAGAUGCUCCCAUGUUUGUCGUUGGUGUCAACGAGCAUGAAUACAAGUCUGAUCUUGACAUUGUUUCCAACGCUAGUUGCACCACUAACUGCCUUGCUCCUCUUGCCAAGGUUAUUAACGACAGAUUUGGAAUUGUUGAGGGACUCAUGACCACUGUCCACUCUAUCACUGCUACUCAGAAGACUGUUGAUGGUCCAUCAAUGAAGGACUGGAGAGGUGGAAGAGCUGCUUCCUUCAACAUUAUUCCUAGCAGCACUGGUGCCGCCAAGGCUGUUGGCAAAGUGUUGCCAUCCCUCAAUGGAAAAUUGACCGGAAUGUCUUUCCGUGUUCCAACCGUUGAUGUCUCAGUUGUUGAUCUCACCGUUAGACUUGAGAAAGCUGCAACAUACGAUGAAAUCAAGAAGGCCAUCAAGGAGGAAUCUGAAGGCAAACUGAAGGGAAUUUUGGGAUACACUGAGGAUGAUGUUGUGUCUACUGACUUUGUCGGUGACAACAGGUCAAGCAUAUUCGAUGCCAAGGCAGGGAUUGCAUUGAGCGACAAGUUUGUGAAGUUGGUGUCAUGGUACGACAACGAGUGGGGUUACAGUUCUCGUGUCGUUGACCUUAUCGUUCACAUGUCAAAGGCCUAAGUUUACACUAGCGAGAGUUUGUGUGUGGUUGAGUUGUACUGUUCUGAAUAAAAAAAGGAGAAAAAAACAAUCGAGUUUUAUGUUGGUUUCACUGAUUCCAUGCGUAGUCAUGAGAGUUUGUAGCUUUGUUCUAUCUGCUUUCUAUUAAUGUUACCUGCUUUAUUC